Molecule: messenger RNA, 5704 nt
Organism: Entelurus aequoreus (snake pipefish)
Lineage: Eukaryota; Metazoa; Chordata; Actinopteri; Syngnathiformes; Syngnathidae
Gene: wiza
Product: WIZ zinc finger a
Exons: 11
Coding region: 398-2458 (686 amino acids)
Biological process (GO): regulation of transcription by RNA polymerase II
Cellular component (GO): nucleus
Molecular function (GO): RNA polymerase II cis-regulatory region sequence-specific DNA binding; DNA-binding transcription factor activity, RNA polymerase II-specific
Source: RefSeq, a predicted model, not a curated record
GUUACUCGCGCUGCCUAUUUCGCUUAUUUGUUAUCUAUUAUUCAAUCAAUGUUCAAUGGGGAAAAACACAGCCCCGUGCUGCUACUUCCGUUUAGCAUGUCUCACUGAUGUUGCCGCUAGUAGAGGUAGUCGUUAUUUGUUUACAGGUAAAUUCGACUCUUCUUAUCAAACUCGAAGAAGGAAUUAAACAACACAUUUAUGAGCCUCUGCUGGAGUGGCGCGCACAAGUGCGCUCUUGGAGGCGCAAUCAGCAGCGCGCACAGAUGAGUGCGCAUUGGAAUGCGCCCUGGUCGUGACAAUCGUAAAGCUUGGUUUAUACUCUACCUAAACAAGAAAAGAGAGAGUGCGCAAGAGAUCCUCAUCAGGCUCCAACAGAUUGUAAACCAGCGGUAUAAUCAUGGCAACCCCAAAAGAGAUGGCUCAACAACGAUCUCCGGUCAGACCAUCAGCGGCUUUGGUUUUCGCCACAUCUCCGUCAGCUGUAAGACGACAUGAGGGCAGUCGUUUGUCUUCUUCGGCACACCAAACAAUAACCCCAAAGCCAAUGUGGGCGCCUCUUGAAACUGAUGCUCCCAUCACGCUAGCGUCACAAAACAACGAUGAAGUCUACGUCUGCAAGCUUUGUAGCUGCUGGUAUGAAACGAAGAAAGGUCUGUCCAGCCAUGCCCGCUUCCAUCUACGGCAGAUCGGAAUCCCUGAAAGUGAGAUCAAGGGCAGCCCUAUUGACUUUCUGUACCAGAUCAUGAAUGAGGACAAGCUCAAGUCCGUCAGCAAGGAUCAACAGGAGCCCCGUUCUCCAAACAGUCUACUUGGGACUCCCAUUAAACGUCCCUCAGAAGUGUCCACUUCCCCCACGUCUCUUCCUUGUAAAAGAUCAAAGCCCUCAGAGAUGUGCACCUGUACUCUCUGCGGGGAGAAAUGUAAAAACCGAAGAGGUCUGGCCAGCCAUGCACGCUCUCACUUGCGUCAGAUGGGGGUGCUUGACCUGCUGGGGAAGGCAGAGUCAGCUAUCGACACUGUCCAGGAUCUGGUGAACAGCGGUGUGUUGGAAACCAUGCGCCACCCUAAAGUGAAAAGUACGUCCAGCUCCAACGCGAUUCCUUCUUCAGCACCAACGUCCCCACUACCUUCACCGCCUCGAUCUCCAGUCACAGGGCAAUCUAGACCCUCCUUUUUCCAGAGCCCUGCAAAGUCUCCCCAGAUUCCAGGGAAUCGGGCUCCAAAGGCUAAGAAGGGCUUUCGUCUGGCAGUGGACCCCCUCCUCAAAAAGCCCAAGCCGGAGCCUUUUGAGGUUGAUGUUUCUGCACUGAUUGGAUCCAGCUGUAGCAGCAGCAUCACCCCCACUCUGACCUCAUCACCUCCUGUAACUUCUUCACUGUCUCUCAGUGCAGCAUCUGCAACAGAUGAACAAUCGCCACCAACAGUCCUUUGCGACUAUUGCGGUCAGCUCUUUGAGACCCGCAAAGCCCUCUCGUGCCACGCCCGCGCCCACCUGCGUCAGCUUGGUCUCACCUGGUCAAUCAAGACGUCGCCGAUUGAUCUCCUCUAUGAUAUUAUGAUGCAGGGUGAAAACCACGAUAAGGGCUUUUUUCCCGGUGAGGCUGCAUUGUUGAAGAAAGCCUCCUUCAGCCCUCAGCGUUCUAAAAGGACAUCGGAGACAACCUCAAAUUCCUGCUCCUCACCUCUGGAUUACUCCAUGAAAGAGAAGACUCCAAGUGGCAAGAGUGAGGCUUUGAUCAUAGACAAAUCCUGCGAGGUUUGCGGCUUCGUUUUUGAAAACCGCACAGCGCUGGCCAGUCACGCACGGGCCCAUCUUCGUCAGCUGGGCAUUAGUGAAUGGAAGGCGGAAGGGGCGACCUCGCCGAUCGAACACCUGAGCGAGGUGAUGCAGAAGCACCCUGCCAAGGUGGCUGCUCUCAGAAAGCGCUAUCGAGAGGGAGACCUGAGCAUCAAGAAGAAAGGGUCUUCAAUAUUCUAUAUGUCGUCAGACUCUGAGUCUUUGCCUGCUCCCAACAUGAAGAUUUCAGGACAUUCAUUGGGCAAAGAGGACCAGGGCAUUUCUCCUGGUUCAUCCAAAAAGCCACCAGGCCACACCCACCCUGAAGCACCAUGUGGAAGCACUGGUGUGCGCUCUCCAAGAGAACGUACGGUCCCAAAACAACCUCCACCUGCAGAAGAAGAAAAUCAAGACACCAACUCCCAGCAACUAUCAAAAUCCGGCAACAUCCCGGCACUGCUGCCCAAACCUCCUUUAACUCCUUUGGUCAAACUUGUCGGAAAAGUUUACUCCCUCAAGUGCAGAUUUUGUGAAAAAGUGUUUCACGGGCCACUGUCUGUCCAAGAGCAGUGGAUCACACACCUGCAAGAACACAUCCUCUCUCUGGGCUACAAAGGCAAAGAGUCUCCUCCUGCAGCUCCAGUCGCUUCUGCUGCUCUUAUGCAUCCAGUAGCUGUUUAGUUUCAACAACUCUCCCAAAAGAGAAGUAUGGAUGGAUCAAUAUUUGUUUUUUUUGCUAACUAUAUUUUAACGAAAUAUAACUGCCCUUCACGGUUCUAUUUAAAGGGGACCUAUUUUGCCAAACCAACAUUUCCUACCUAUUGGUACCUGUUUUUGUGUAUUUGGUCCCGGAAAAUUAAAAUCAGGCCGUGGAGGCCUUCCCGAGAUAUUUAUAAAAUAAUCUUCAUACUUCCGCUAAACGAGCUGUUUGGAAUUUGCACAACUUCUGACGUUUUUCCUAGGUAUGGUAGAAAUUUACCAGAAUAAUUCACCAUUUUAAAAAUACGUUUAAAAUAUAUGUUUGUAGUCUGCCCGACAACAAGCCCAAAGUAUGAGCCGAGGAACGAAAAUGCUGAAUUUUAUUUGUUGUAUUAACCAACACCUGUCACUCCACACACUUCCAGUUUCAUUUGAAGAACUAAAAAUUGCCUGGCUAACUUUUUCGUUUUGCGGCGAUGUCCCUUUAACUUGUAAGUAGUGUUUCUUCGUGUGUGCCGACCACUUCGAAGAUUCCUGCUUCACAAACGUACGGCAAUAUAAAGAUGGAUUUAUUAACAGUAGAUUGGCAUUGUUUGAAGGAUACGUUAGCAAUGUUAGCUUGAUUUGUAGUGUAGCUUGUAGCUUAACCUUCUAAUUUAGAACCACAGCUCCGCCAACCUGCGGGAAUAUAAAGAAUGAUUUUCCUAUGACAUACUUUUAAGAAUAAGAUUAAUGGGGCGACAGAUAUAGUAUGAACCAUUGAGAUGCGUUUAUUUCUAGCCUUUCUUCAUCGGUUCCUUUUUGCUCCGGGUCUGACUCUACAUCAUACGUAUUAUUGGAUGUUAAAAUUAAUCGCUGUUGCCGUUAAUGUUUCAUCUUAAAAGUUAAAUAUACUUAGAAUAAGAGAUUUUUCAGUAUUUUGCUUGUGGGAAGCUUCUCUUUUAAACUACAAAUAUGGCCACCGAGGCGGGAACGAAGUUUCAGUCAGCGGGAGGGGGUGAGGUGGGGCAGCUAAAAAGUGGCUUGAAGAUAUGUCUUGACAGCAAAAGGUAUGCAAAACUAUGACCAAAUAACCAUCAUUACAUGUUAUGUAGACCACUAUACCCCAACCACCGGUCCAUGACACAUUUGCUACUGGGCCGCACAGAAACAAUAAUUAAUUUAGAAAUAACCGCAUUUUCUCUGACUUAACUUUCGCCUGUCCCACUAAACCUUGGGUGUCAAACUCAUUUUAGAUCGGAGGCCACAUGGAGAAAAAUCUACUCCCACGUGGGCCGGACUGGUAAAAUCAGGGCACGAUAACUUAAAAAUAAAGACAACUUCAGAUUGUUUUUUUUUAAUUAAAAAUAAUGUUGGUUUUUAUACACUUACAUGUUGCGGUUAAUAUUAUUCUCUUUAUUUGUCGUUUAUACUUUCUGAAAAAAUCAUGUGAUAAUGUUCAUCAUACUUAUGUAUAUUGCUCAUUUUCCUUAACUGGUGCACUAACAUGUGGUUUACAUAUGUAGCAUCAUCUACAAAGAUACAAAGAAUUGCUAUUGUGACAUCUAGUGGACACAUUUAGAACAGCUGUUUCUUUUAUUCAAAAAUUUCGGCUCAUUUUUAUACUUAGCAAACUCAUCCCGCGGGCCGAAUAAAACCUGUUCGCGGGCCUGAUCCAGCCCGCGGGCCGUGCGUUUGACACCCCUGCACUAAACACCAAUAAGCCUUUUAAUAGAUGUAUAUUACACCUCCUUUGUUAUAGUACAUGGGACAAUGCACAUUAAUGGACAUAUACAAUGUUAAUGUGACAGAUUGUAGCCAAAAGCUAAUUUUUUUGCUCUUUUUAUCUGCCACACGUAGAAAGCAGGUCCCUGAAAAUAAUGCAUACAUUAAACCGGUCCCUGGAAAAAAGGUUGGGGAACCCUGAUGUAGACCAUCAAAUCAAAUCAAAUCAACUUUAUUUAUAAAGCACAUUUAACAUUUAUCACAGGGGUAGCCAAAGUGCUGUACAAUGGGCAGGUUAAAAGAUAAUACGAGAACCGAGCAAACACAACACAACACAAACAGAACACGAUAAAAAAUAAAUAAAUAAAAUAUAAAAACAGGUGCACAGCAGGUGUGUUAUGGGGCGCCAUUGCAGGAUGGAUAUCACUCAGUGUUAAAAGCCAUGGAAUAAAAGUAUGUUUUUAAGAGAGAUUUAAAAACAGGAAGAGAGGAGGCUUGUCUAACACUCAGAGGUAGGUUGUUCCAGAGCUUGGGAGCAGCAGCGGCGAAAGCUCUGUGACCUCUAAGCUUCAGCCUUGUGUCAGGGACCGUCAGUAGCAGCUGAUCGGCUGAUCUUAGGGAUCGGGUGGGGCAGUAAGGCUGAAGGAGGUCGGAGAGAUAUGUUGGCGCGAGGUUGUUUAGACAUUUAAAAACAAAUAAAAGGAGUUUAAAAUUGAUUCGGUAACGCACAGGGAGCCAGUGAAGGGACGCUAAUAUAGGGGUGAUGUGCUCACGUCUGCGGGUCUGUGUUAGCAGACGACCAUGUUAGAGUACCACCUCAAAAAACAUUUGGCUUUCCAAGUACCACCAUAAUUACUAACAUUAGAAUACAGUAGCAUAGCAGGCAUAAGUAUUCAUUAUAAAACAAGGCAGAGGUUUUAUUUAAGAAGUAUUUCAUGGCCACUGUAAGAUUACACACAGUUUGAACAGUAACACUGUUAGGAUAUUGCAAAAUAAAACGCUGUACUUUAAUCAAGUGAUUCUUUGGCGUACCACAAGAUGGAGCCUGUAACACAGUUUGUGAUGUAGACCAAAAGAAAGUGUUUUGAAAAUUGAAAAAAAAAACGUCAUACUAGGUCCCCUUUAAAUGAAUAGCCCAACGUUUUGCUGCUUGAUUUUAAGCAAUUUUAUGAGGGACCAAAUCUUGCACCAGAAACAUUUUUAAAGAGUUUACUGUGACAAAUGUUCAAAAGAGUCUUUUACUUAAACAUUGUCCUGCCAAACUGGACUUUCUGUACUUAAGAUAGUCUGCAGGUACAGAAUAAAUGUUUUUCUCUACUCUUUUUAUUAUAUCUGCUCAUUUUCACUACAUGUAAAUUAAAUCUGUCUAGUGUACAUGGUGUGAUUUUAUUCAAUCUGCCCCUUUUGGUCCCAUAUAUCAUUCUUGCAUGGGUUCUAUCAUUAAUGAAAAUAAAAAAAUAUUGUGCAUGUACAGGUGCAUCUUGAUAAAUUAAAAUAUUUAUUGAUUGACAUUUAUGAGUUUAA